Truncatella angustata is the source of this 1539-nucleotide messenger RNA. Its product is annotated as major facilitator superfamily domain-containing protein. The record is from RefSeq and is a predicted model, not a curated record. Bases 1 to 1539 code for a protein of 512 amino acids. Gene Ontology annotation, biological process: plasma membrane lactate transport. NCBI's taxonomy places the organism in Eukaryota, Fungi, Ascomycota, Sordariomycetes, Amphisphaeriales, Sporocadaceae. Gene Ontology annotation, molecular function: secondary active monocarboxylate transmembrane transporter activity. Gene Ontology annotation, cellular component: plasma membrane. The transcript has 5 exons.
AUGGCCAGUAAUCAGGCCACUACUGGUGCCUUUGAUGGCACCGGUGACUACAACGAGCACAAUUCGAACAUGCAUCCGCCUCACCACGGUAUGUCCGCUGGCAAAUACUUAGCAACUCGUGUGAGCACAUUGAAGCCCGUGAUGGCAAAAGCACCCAACCCGAUCAAAUUGCUCCGAAUGCUAGACCGCCAUCACUGGGGAUUCUUCCUCGUGGCUUUCUUUGCCUGGACUUGGGACGCGUUCGACUUUUUUACCGUUUCCUUGACAGUCAGUAGUCUCGCGGCGACUUUCAAAGCAAGCAAACCGGACAUCACCAAUACCGACAUCACAUGGGGAAUCACGCUUGUGCUGAUGUUCCGAUCUGUUGGCUCCAUUAUUUUCGGUGUCGCAGCGGAUCGUUAUGGGCGCAAGUGGCCAUUUAUUAUCAACAAUAUUUUGUUCAUUGUGUUGGAACUUGGCACUGGUUUCUGUAAUACUUACGAGCAGUUCCUAGCGUGUCGCGCACUGUUUGGCAUUGCUAUGGGUGGCUUAUAUGGCAAUGCGGCAGCAACUGCUUUAGAAGAUCUCCCCGUUGAGACACGUGGAUUGAUGAGUGGUAUCCUACAGCAAGGCUAUGCUUUUGGCUAUCUGCUCGCCGCCGCUUUCGCACGCGGCCUUGUUAACACUACUCCUCACGCAUGGCGGCCUUUAUUCUGGUUCGGUGCCUGCCCGCCCAUACUCAUCAUCAUUUGGCGAUUGUGUCUUGGCGAGACCAACACCUAUAUGCACCACCAAGAGUUGCGCCAGACUGAAGGAGGGAGUAUCGGGAAAACCUUCCUUGCAGAAGGCAAGAUCGCCAUCAAACGUCAUUGGCUUCUACUUACUUACCUCGUCUUGUUGAUGGCUGGGUUCAACUUUAUGUCUCACGGUUCUCAAGAUCUGUACCCGACAAUGCUUCAAAACCAAUUCAACUUCACCGCAGACGAGGUUACAGUCACUCAAGUCGUUGCCAACCUUGGCGCAAUUCUUGGUGGUACAGUGGUUGGCUUUUCCUCGCAGAUUUUUGGUCGCCGCAUCAGCAUCAUAGUGAUGUGCAUUAUCGGUGGGGCCUUACUCUAUCCAUACACCUUUGUAUCGAAUCACGGCAUCAUUGCUGCCGCCUUCUUCCAGCAGUUUUGCGUUCAGGGCGCAUGGGGUGUCAUUCCUAUCCAUCUGAUGGAGUUGUCACCUGGAGCUUUCAGGACCUUCGUCGUCGGUACUAGUUAUCAGUUGGGUAAUUUGGUCUCCUCAGCCAGUUCAACUAUUGAAUCAACUAUUGGCGAGCGAUUUCCUCUGCCUCCAAAGGGCGAGACUAAGCGCUACAACUACGGCAAGGUUAUCUGUAUCUUCAUGGGCUGUGUCUACGCGUAUGUGAUCCUAUUGACCUUCAUUGGUCCGGAGCAUUUGAGUCGCUCUUUCGAUGCAGCUCUGGAUGCCGAUCUGGAAGAAGCAACUGUGGCGACCACGCAUCGGCACGGCAAGCCGCAUGCCGAGCACGACGAAGAGAAAGGUACAGCCUAG